Camelina sativa (false flax) is the source of this 375-nucleotide messenger RNA. NCBI's taxonomy places the organism in Eukaryota, Viridiplantae, Streptophyta, Magnoliopsida, Brassicales, Brassicaceae. The record is from RefSeq and is a predicted model, not a curated record.
AUGGCGAUAAAUGAAGAACCUUGGGAUUUCAAUGAGGAAAAAGAAUCAAAGGCUUGGAAGGCAGCAUGUGGCGAAGAGAUCGAGUCCAUAACAAGGAACAAAACUUGGGAUAUGGUCGAUCUUCCUUAUGGGUCAAAAACAAUUGGUCUGAAAUGGGUUUUUAAGUUGAAGCGUAACUCGGAUGGGAGUAUUAAUAAGCACAAAGCACGACUUGUAGCAAAAGGCUAUGUGCAACGACAUGGUGUUGACGUUGAUGAAGUAUUUGCUCCGGUUGCACGCAUUGAGACAGUUCGAUUUAUUAUUGCACUUGCAGCCUCAAAUGGAUGGGAGAUACAUCAUUUGGAUGUUAAACAGCGUUUCUUCAUGGAAAAUUAA